UGUUUUGUUUUGUUUUUUUUUUUUAAUAAUUGGCGGGUUAGUCCGUGGGCUAGCCCGCCCCGUCCUGGCCUGCGCGGGUUGGCCUGUUUAGGCCCGUUCCCCAGUGGGCCUAAAAAAUCCCAAUCCAAUUCGCAGGCCGUUUUGACAGUUCUAUUAGGUUGUAAUGGGGUGAUGUCAUUAGUUCAUUUAUUUUUUAUUUAUUUUAACAAGAGAAAAUUAAGUGCAAGAUUAUUUAAGGGGUAAGUAGUGCAGUUGAUGAAAAUUAGGCUAGGGACUGAAAGAAGAAAUGGAAAAUUAAUUGGAGAUAGAUUUUAUAACAAUGAGUAACAACUCUAUUUAAAAGUCGCAAUAAAAACCCCUCUGACCAAACGAAACAGACAGCAAUUAAAGAACGGGAUUUGGUUACUUGUCUACAUUCCCAACUUUUAAUUUCACACUUAAAAUUCAAUAACAAUAAAUCUUGAAAAGUAGGGACCACCGAUCCACCACUAAAGACAGUGACAGGUGGCUGCCGACACUCACUCCCCAAAAACCGAACCAAAAUCCCCAACUUCAGGCUCGGAGCCAGGCACGGCGUCAGCCUCGGUUACCCAAAACACGUGUCAUCUGUGGUUCUCAUAGAGGAGCUUUAUAUCUGCCAGUUGCUGUCAUCAACCCCGAAAAAACUGUCCUUUUUUUCUCUCUGUGUAAAUUGUCAGCGUGCACGAUUUUGUACACACAGUACACACACUGGCCGCCUUUCAGUCUCUGGGGAUUUUAUGAGCUGAGAUCAGCAUAACCUCACCAGCCUCAUCACAAACCCAUCUGCCUCCAGACCCACUUUCCUAAAUUUUAUAACCAUAAAAAGGGGAAAAAAAAAAGAAAAAAGAAAAUGCAGCACACGAAAUCCGAAUCCGACAUUACAAGCUUGGCCGCCUCGUCACCCUCGAGAUCCCCCAAACGGGCCAUAUACUAUGUCCAAAGCCCGUCUCGAGACUCGCACGAUGGCGACAAGUCAUCAACCGUGCACGCCACUCCGAACUUCGCAAGCCCUAUUGAGUCUCCCUCUCACCCCUCGUUCGGCCGCCACUCGAGGAACUCGUCCGCCAGCCGCUUCUCGGGCAUCUUUCGUUCGUCCUCGGGCAGAAAAAUGGGCCGCAAGAGGAACGAAAAGGGUUGGCCUGAGUGCAAUGUGAUUGUGGAGGAAGGAAAUUACGACGAGUUUGAUGAUGAGAAGGCAUAUACGAGGAGGUGCCAGGCCUUGAUGGCGAUUUUGGGGUUUUUCGUGCUUUUUACGGUGUUUUGUUUGAUUAUUUGGGGUGCCGGGAGGCCUUUUAAAGCUGAAGUUGCUGUCAAGAGUUUGACGGUCAACAACAUGUACGUAGGUUCAGGUGCGGACUUCACAGGAGUUCUAACUAAGAUGCUGAAUGUGAACUGCUCAUUGAGGAUUGGCGUGUACAAUCCGGCUACAUUCUACGGAAUUCAUGUGAGUGCGACACCUGUCAAUCUCGUCUACUCAGACGUAGUUGUUGCCACUGGACAGCUGAAAAAAUACUAUCAACGCCGGAAAAGCCGGAAGACUCUGUUGGUGCAUAUAGAAGGAACAAAGGUCCCAUUAUAUGGUGCUGGAUCAAAUCUAGUCAUGACAAACAAUGGUGUUCAAGUUCCACUGAACUUGGAGUUCCAAAUCAAGACAAGGGGAGAUGUUGUGGGGAAGCUCGUAAGGACAAAGCAUCGUAAAAGAGUUUCGUGCCCGAUAGUAAUGGACUCGACCAGCAACAAGCCGAUUAAAUUCGAACACGGUUCUUGCACGUACAGCUAAAUUAUUAUUGGUGUUGAAAAAAUUUCGGUGCAAGUGUAAGAAGAUUGGGGAUUUUGUGAGUUGUAAUAAAACUAGGUAUUUGUAAAGAAUGUGAAGGUUCUAUUUUUUUAUUUUUAUUUUUUUCCUUUUUUUGAGAGAGAUUCGUUGUUGUAAUGUUUGAAUUCUUGCACAGGAUUUUUUUUGGGUUUUUGGCUUUGGGGUGUAUAAUGUAUUGUUGUUGCCUUAUACUGUUGUCUUUUACUUUUGUAAUUGUAAUAAUAAUUUAUUAAUAAAAUUCAUUUCGGGUAUGUAUAAUUUAUAUUGGAAUUA
This is a messenger RNA of Striga asiatica, 2110 nucleotides long. The record is from the annotation of a GenBank genome assembly. Lineage: Eukaryota; Viridiplantae; Streptophyta; Magnoliopsida; Lamiales; Orobanchaceae.